AGUCAAAUUCCUCUGCCCGAGAGGAGGCGGGACUGGCCUCCAAAGUCACGGAGCUGCACGAAGCUCCGGGGCGGCGGUGGAAACUUCGCGGCGGAGCCUCUGAGUUGUGGCGGACACGGUGACCAUGGCAGCAGAAGGAGCGGCUGUGGACGCGGGGAGCGGCCCGGACCAGAGCCCCCUGGUCUCAGUGACCUUCCAGAGAGACCCGGCCAGGAAGCAGAAAUACCUGGAGUCCGAACCCAAGGCUCUGGGGAUCACUCAGAUCAGCCUCAGCGUGUUUCAGAUCAGCGUGGUUUCUGUGUUCAUGGCCCGGGGAUUGGACCACGUACCAGUUGAGAUACCGUUCAUCAUCGCAUCACUGCUGGUGAUAAUAGCUGGGAGUGUGGCCAUAGCAGCACAGAACCUUCAUCUGCCCACUCUGAAGGCCUGUCUGGGGAUGCAGAUUGUGGCGUGCAGUGCGUCCCUGUUCAACAUGCUCCUCGCUGUCAUUAAACUGGAAGAUCACAGCUUCUCCUGCUGGUAUUUCAAUGAAAUUAACGGCACAGUUCAUUUCCCCAGUCUUUGCCGCCAACUCGAGGACGCCUAUUCCCACCUGUGCUCUGAGAGCAUUCUCGUUCAGGCUGCUCUGGUGGCUAUCUCCAUCACUCUGGCUGCCUACUGCUGCAAGGUGGUCAACUGCUGCUCCCCGGCCCCCAAAAUGCCGGUGAUCACUGUACAAGCCCCUCCUGCCCCCGCAGCCAGGACAGAUGCUGUCUGAGAACUGAAACUUCAAUAUGCAUUUUGUAAUACAAAUUACAAAAAUACAGUAUUAUCCUGUGUUAUAUGAAAUCGUUUUGUUUGCACUUGAUAUCUAUGUUUUUAUAAGGACAAUCUCCACUGACUUUUAGGAUAGCCUGAUGAUGUUUGAUUGUUGAUUACAAUGGACUAAAAUGUACUAAAUGUAUUAACACAUAAUGAUGGACGCUGUGGAGAGUAUUUGUUAUUUGUGCAUAAGGGUUACUCACACUUUUGGAGACAUAUAUAAUGUGUUGUAGUAAAUAGCAUCAAACUAAUCUAAGUCAUUUGAGGAAAAAAAGCAUAAAUGAAUGACUGAAAAUAUCAUUGAUUUUUUUAA
Molecule: messenger RNA, 1114 nt
Organism: Myripristis murdjan (pinecone soldierfish)
Lineage: Eukaryota; Metazoa; Chordata; Actinopteri; Holocentriformes; Holocentridae
Exons: 7
Coding region: 125-757 (210 amino acids)
Source: RefSeq, a predicted model, not a curated record